AUGGCACCCAAAGGAAAGGCAGCUGCGGCGGGGAAAGACAAGGGAAAGGGCAAAGGGAAGGGGAAAGACGGUACUAGUACGGAGGAGAAAGGAGGGAAAGUCAAGGGCGCGCAGCAGAUUAAUGUGCGGCAUAUACUGUGUGAGAAACAUGGGAAGAAGGAAGAAGCGCUUGAGAAAUUGAGGGGAGGCGCCAAGUUUGAUGAUGUUGCGAGGGAGUUUUCGGAGGAUAAGGCGAGAGUUGGGGGCUUGAGUGCUGAUGAUGGAUAUAUAGGUGGUUUGCUGGGUUGGAAGACGAGAGGUGAUCUUGAUCCUACGUUUGAGGCGGCUGCUUUUGAGCUGGAAGCUUCUACGACUGCGAGUCCGAAGUAUGUGGAGGUUAAGACGGGGUUUGGGUAUCAUAUUAUCAUGGUUGAAGGAAGAAAAUGA
Messenger RNA from Lachnellula hyalina, 426 nucleotides. RefSeq names its product Peptidyl-prolyl cis-trans isomerase (gene PIN4). The record is from RefSeq and is a predicted model, not a curated record. NCBI's taxonomy places the organism in Eukaryota, Fungi, Ascomycota, Leotiomycetes, Helotiales, Lachnaceae. Gene Ontology annotation, biological process: rRNA processing. The coding region runs from base 1 to 426 and encodes 141 amino acids. The transcript is spliced from 3 exons. Gene Ontology annotation, molecular function: peptidyl-prolyl cis-trans isomerase activity; DNA binding.